This is a messenger RNA of Carassius auratus (goldfish), 4509 nucleotides long. RefSeq names its product E3 ubiquitin-protein ligase MARCH8-like. Gene Ontology annotation, molecular function: zinc ion binding. The record is from RefSeq and is a predicted model, not a curated record. The transcript has 8 exons. Bases 397 to 2016 code for a protein of 539 amino acids. NCBI's taxonomy places the organism in Eukaryota, Metazoa, Chordata, Actinopteri, Cypriniformes, Cyprinidae.
GGGGGUGGGGAUGUGAAACACAGACGGCCAAAGAGCACACUCGGCUCCACCCCCUCAUAAAUAAUGCAUGAGGCAUUGGGUUGUUCCUGCUGAUUGGAGUCAGCUGGAGGAAGUAGCUGGUUUUUGGACUUACCGGCUGAGAGAGCAAGCCCGGGCUAGUAUCUCUCAUUGCUCUGUGAGCUUGCGUGGAUCUGCCUCUGUCUGUUGUAAAAGAAAUGUGGAUGUAGGACGAUUGGAUCUGCCUCUGUUGCAUCCUGCACCACACCACUUCCGUAUUUAUCAGCUUCACCUCUCCAACAGGAUUUACACGAGGGACAUGUAACCUCUUCCGCAAGGCUUUGUUUGUGUGUGUGUGUGUGUAACGGAGGGGACAACCUUCUCCUUAAGGAUUCACCAAUGCAUUCCUGUUGGAAAAUGAAGAUUCAGAAUGAGAAACCGCUUGGUCAUUCUGCAAGCAGGUCCAGCAACAUUUCAAAGGCUGGAAGUCCGACCUCUGUGAAUGCACCCUGCAGUUUCUCCAGGACUUCAGUGACGCCCUCGAACCAAGAUAUAUGCAGUUCUAAUGACCUCGCUCAGGACCAGAAGCCUUUACAGGCCACUGUAGUGCUGUUGAACUCUAAUGGUAAAAGCUCAGCAUCUCAGGGUGUCACCAUGACCACGCUCUGCUUGGACUCCCCCACCAAACCCAAGAAUAGGACCUUGUUUGGAAAAGAAUGGCUCUCCCUACUCAAACCAUCAGUCAACUUGAAACCAGAUGGAGGCAGUCUCAAAUUCUCAAAGUCACUGAAUGACGUGGGACAAAAGAUGGACGGCCUAUGCAACGGUCUUCACUUUAUAGACCACACAUGUUCGGAUGGGGAGCUGGGAGCAGAGAAGGAAGAACUCCUGCAAGGUGACCACAUCAAAGCCCUCAAUAGUCAAGCUUACUCUCCGCCUCCAUUUGCUUUCCAGCCUCCAUCCUUCCUCAACAACUAUAAAUACAUCUCUAACCCAGGGCCUGAGCACUGCCUGGCUCCCCCUGCUCCCCCCCAUUCAGACCUUCAAAGAAGCUCCAACUUCCUGCACCUCAUCUUCCCGUUCACCCGUUCGUCCACCGCAGGAAGUCUGCAGGCAUCUCAAAUGGGAAGCUACGCUCCAAGGCUCCACAUCCCCAAGUCAUCCAGCACUAUGCUGGAAGUCAGCGAGUCUUGCUGUAUGGAGGAGAUGGGAGAUGACGAGGUGUUCGAGGAGGUCUCAUCCCACUGGAAGCUGAAGAUGGAGGACUUGCGUGCUCCUCUUUGCUCCCUUGAGGAAGACGGUGACCUGGAUCGAUGCUGCUCUCCGCUGUCAGAGAAAAACGUGCCACUGUCACCCUUCUCCCUGUCGGGGGACUGCUGCAGGAUUUGCCACUGUGAGGGGGAUGAUGAGAGUCUGCUGAUAACGCCCUGUCACUGCACUGGGAGUUUGCGGUUUGUCCAUCAGUCCUGUCUGCAGCAGUGGAUCAAGAGCUCAGACACACGCUGCUGCGAGCUCUGCAAGUACGACUUCAUCAUGGAGACCAAGCUCAAGCCACUCCGCAAGUGGGAGAAGCUUCAGAUGACCGCCAGCGAGAGGAGGAAGAUCCUGUGCUCGGUCACUUUUCACGUUAUCGCCAUCACAUGUGUCGUCUGGUCGCUCUACGUCCUCAUUGACCGCACAGCAGAGGAGAUCAAACAAGCGGGGAGAAUACCAGGGAUACUGGAAUGGCCUUUUUGGACCAAACUGGUGGUGGUGGCCAUAGGCUUCACUGGCGGACUGGUGUUCAUGUACGUGCAAUGCAAGGUCUACAUGCAGUUGUGGAGGAGACUAAAGGCCUACAACCGAGUAAUAUAUGUGCAGAACCGCCCAGAGACCUGUAAAAAGAACGUUUUUGAAAAGCCCUCACUUCUGGAGCCAAACUUGGAGAAUAAAGAGGCGCUCGGGCCGGCGCAGUCGGACACAAACUCUUCCCAGUACACAGAGACAGAGGACUAUGGUAUGGAGAUCCUGCACGUGUAACCGCUUGGCCCACAUAUACCCCCAACUCUAGAGGACCGGCUGGGGCGUCGCAUGCUCUGGGACACAUGGCGAUGCCGCACAGCACCGGGCACGAGGGACUGUCUUGAGACUGAGACUCAUUUUGUUGUUUAGAUGUUCUUUUCUCUUUGUUCGUUUGUCCAACCUGUUCCUGUGAGUUGUUGGCCAACCAUAAUGAAUCAGUGUGUGCGCUAGAUCUCGGCUCAUUCCAACUACUGCCACUGUACUGCUGUCGUACAAGAAUUGAAAUCCACGGUCCGAGCUGUGUCUGUGGGGACGUGUCUGCGCUGGUUCUGACGGAGUCGAUGCAUACAAGCACUUUUUAUUUCCCUGUUCUAAAGAGAACUGUUUUUUCCAUGUUUUAAUAAUAUAUUCAUUCCCUUUCUACAUGGAUGAGACAUUAAAACAAACUUCAAGUUUUGCGAGCGAGAUCUCACAUUUUAUAGGUUCAUUUGUAUCUCCACAGACCCCCGCAGAAGGAACAAAGAAGGAAUCUGAAGGAGCGAUGAGGGAACAUUUACUUACUGUCAUGUAUCAUUCCACUUCUUUUAGAAAUCUGUUAUGAGUAAAUUCUGAAUUUAUUCUUUGUGUAACUGACAUGACCUAGGCUUUAUUUUGUAACAGCUGAUCAAUAAAUAAUUUGGAUCAUCUAAUUACAAUAUUUAUCCUAACAAGGGCUAGAUUUACUAAAGUGUGAUGCUACAGUUCUUAGCAUGUGCAAAAAUGAUCCCAUACGGUGACUAGUUACCGGCUGUGCUGCUGAUUUUUGCAUUUGCUGAAGACUUCAGUGAAUUAGUGAAAGACUUUAGUAAAUCAGGCCUUAAAGUGUAUGUUAUGAAUGUAAAGGAUUCGAAUUCCUCCAUUCAGUGUAGCAUCAUGCAAGCUUCUGUGUGUGAAAGAGAUUUACCUUUAUUGUGAAUUUUAACCUGCCGAAAACUUGCAAGUUCUAUCCUAAAUCCUACGUUUUCUGGUUUAUCUCAUCUUCCUGUUCUUUUAUCAAAUGGAUUAUCAAAGAUCUGGCAUUACUUCCGAGCUGACUUUAAACCACGGCUGAAAACAGUCCAUAGCAGAUUUCCUAUGGCUCGUAACUUCAGGUUUAUAAUUAUUCUGGAAUAUUGUUUAGCGUUUCAUUGGCUUUAAAUGAUGGAAAAUAGCCAUGUUAGUUUUGGCCUUCAUUCGACUUUGAUUGACAUCCCCAGCAGUGAUGUGCUUCUUAUAUAAACUCUAUUGUGAAUGAAUAUUUUUCAUGCUCUGAUGUUCAAAAGGUACAGGAUGCUUCUGCCAUCUAGAGCUACUGCACAGACAAUGCACAUUCAUCAUUUUUUAACCUCUUCUGACUGGCUUUGUGCCAUUUGACCAAUAAAAUAUGCUAAAUGUUCAGUUUGCUAAUGGCAUAGCUUUUGUAUUCCUUAUCAAACUUGAGUUCUAAUGUUGAGUCUGUCUGUCUGUGUGCGACCAAACUAAUUCUUUGGAUAACGUCACAAUGUAUGCACUACAACAAUGCAUUUAUGCAACCCUGUCAGCUCUGAGAUCAUCCAAAUGAAGCCAUGUUUUGUUGGAGAUACGUGGAAUAAAACUACUGCACUGGUUAUGUGGUUUGCCAGGCCUCAUACACAUGUAAAUCCUUACCAGCUCAGUUUAAAUUCCCAUAGCCUAAUGAAAUGAUACAUUUGAUCAGUUUUACAGAGAUUCAAUGUAUACAUUUCCCAAGUUUUUUUUUUUUUUUUUUUUUUUGAUAGCAUAUUUGUACAACUGUGGGAGCUGGCUCCUUUUACUAUCUAGUGGUGGAAACACUUAAACACACACACAUUUUCCAGAAUCUCUUUUUAGCACUGCACUUGAUCAUAUUUUGAUGGAUGUGUUUUAAAGUGCAGUAAUAGUCUCCGUCUUAGAAGUGUUCCAUGCAUCAAACUGCAGUGCAUUACUACUGAAUUGGCUUGAACAUGGAUAACAUGACUGUUUCUUGCAUCUCCCUCUUAAUUCUUGUACUUUUUCUCUAGUAGUAAAUAGUUUCUCUUUGCAUUUUUGAGCAUUAAAAAACAACCAAUUAAAGGAAAUUAGGAAAGUUAUUUUCAGCAGCCUGUUGCAUCAGAUGUUUGCUUUUAUAAAUUACUGUAAUAAUUGGUGAUUAAAACAGCCUGGAUAUACUAAACAAAUUAUUUCCCAUAGGAAAGUUAAAUGAUAUUCUGAGUUGGUCAUUUAUGUGUGUCAAGGCCUUUAAUAAACUCUGUUAAAUAGAUGACAUCAGUGGAGUUCAACAAGCAUUUCACAUUGUGGCUUUCUCAGUGGAUAAAUACUGGUUCUGUGAAACUGAAAAGGCUGUAAUCUACAUGUUUGUAUUUUCUCUCUGUUUCGCUUCCUUUAAAUCACCUUAAUCUGGUUAAUUUUAGUUUCUUCUCUGAGAUAUGAGUGAAUACAUUUGUGCUGUGUUUUUAAGGGGAGUCUGAGUGGAGCAAUAAAAGAAAUCUUAAAGUA